Porites lobata is the source of this 14024-nucleotide messenger RNA. Lineage: Eukaryota; Metazoa; Cnidaria; Anthozoa; Scleractinia; Poritidae. The record is from the annotation of a GenBank genome assembly.
UAUUUUCUUAUUGAGAUUGUCAACAGCUUGCCCAAUUUCAAAUGCAAGUAAGUUAGAAUGCUUUUUUCUUUCAGUUCUGUAAUAGACCUUGUCACGGUUUUCGACGCCAUCAUCUUGACGAGUAGGCAAACGCGUGAGAAAUUACAGCGUUUGUAUGAGAAUCUAAUGUCGAAUGAUUUCGGUAAAACGGCUGUUCUGAAAAAAAUAUGAUUCGUAAACUAAAGCUACACAGCAAAGGAUUUUACUAACAACUUUUGGGGGCCGUUACUGUGCUUAAAUUUCUCCAGAAGCUUGCUUUAGAUUUCAACAUAUUUGUCUGCAAUUUUUCGCGGGAAAUUUUUACAGACAAAUGUAUAGAAAAUUUAAUAAAAAGGUUUUAGGUCUUCUAGCGCAUGUAACACCCUCAAUGGGAUGUACUAUGGUAAUUUUAUUUCAAAUUAUAUGAAGUCAACGUUGCCUCUAAUUUCGCAGACCCAAAAACUAAAUCCUAAACAGCGUAACAGAAAUUGUACUAGUUACAUUAGGAACAUUACUAGUAUAGAACUCAGUUUUGUGGCUAUAAAAAACACUACAACAAGGGAAAGUCAUUUUCAACACUUUUUUGUUUUUCGUUAGCCUCUGAAAGUCGCCUUUAGCGAUUAUGGCAAACCACCUUCAGCUUUUCUCAGCUUUUCUCACGAAAAUCGAAAUUUCUGGAAGUGCCUUCUUUCCUAUUCAGAAAUUCUAUUUUCUAAGUUUAGCCUGAGGUUCUAAGGCUUAGUAUUACGAUCUUCGUUUGCAAUAAAAAUGUAUAUCAUAAAUUAAAAUUAAAUGGGUUUAGAAUAUCGAAGAAACAUUUCUUAUUUAUUUUCAUUAAAGUCUUGUUUACCUAAACACAUACGUUUCAUGUACAAACCAAUAUAACCUAAGAAUUGUAUUUAAUCAGAAGACUGGAAUUUUCGAAUGAUAAUAUUCAGAUUUGUUUUUCUGCUUUUUAUUAUGAUUUAGAAUAUUCUGUUUAAGAAAGCGACAGGAAGUUUUAGGUCUUCAAAGACUACUGAACUUAUCUUUUACGUCAGAACAAAGUGACAAGCAAGAACAGCAAAAUAUGACGGGUUGCUUACUCAGGUUCAUAUAUCCAAAUAAAGGUUUUUUUUUAUAAACUGGGAAACAGAACAUUUUGGCCAAAACGUUACCAUUGUGUGUCAAAGUAGCCGAUCAAUACCCUUCCUGCCACUCACAAAGUAAAAGGUCGUGAAAACAUGCAUGGGCAAAAAGAGCAUUUAUCUUUCGGUAAGUGCACUAUCAUUUUUCUUAAUUCAGCAGAAAAAUUUGAAUACAGUCCAGAAUUUGAAAGUGUCAUUAUCGAUACAGGAAAUGAAACAAGAAAACCCCAGAUUCAAAUUGUCACUACUGGUACUAAUAAUUUGAUUAAGACGUAUCAAGGAUGCUCAACGAAACAUCAAUACACUGAUGACAUGGGUUUGCAAUGGACCUACCAAGUGGCUCGUUUUAAGUUUGUUAACACCGUCAAAAUUGGAAAUCCAGUUUACAUCGGAGGAACUGAAGCGUUGUCAUUAGAGGGAGAAAACAUUGUGGUAAAUGAAAAAGGAUCAUUUGAGGUUGACAUAAACUCAUCAACAAGUUUACAAUUAGCCAGUUUUGUUGGAGGGUUUGUUCCAAAGAUUGGCUAUAGUGGUAUGUACAAUAUUCCAGUUUUAAAUGCCAGGUUUUGGUCUCAUUGUAAACGUGAAUUUCCUAGCAAAAAACUGUUUUCUACUUAACCCCCCGUUAUUUUCGUUAAUCCGAUUGACCACGUUUUCAUGCUCUCUAACUAUCGCAUAGCACCGCCUUAUAAUGGUCCUGGUCGAGGUAUCUACAGUAACCUGGUAGCUGGAGGUGCUGGACAUGGGGGACAGGGAGGAGGAGACAACGUCCUCGCUAGCUCGUAUGGUGCUGUAGACAUUAAUCAGUAUCUGGGAGGAAGCACAGGUAUAGUACAGUAACUUUCAAUUAUUCACUUUAUUUGCAGUAAAACAUCUAACAUCGUCUUACUUCUAAAGAACACGCAAAACUUCAUGGGGCGCCGUUUUUUUUCCACACUCAUGGUUCAAUUAUUAUUCAUAGGCGCAGCUCCCAAAAUACUGUGAGAAAAGGGCACUUCAAGGCGUAACCAAGACCCAAGAAGUGACCCAGUAUCGUGUCCCUUGGCGAGGGCGUCAUUCUGAAAAGUUUGGUGACGUCAUCAUAUAUCCAGUUCUGGUUGCUUACCAGUGUCUAAGAGGCGAACAAACACAGGAUGUCUGCUUUGACUGGUUGAUUGUUUGAUUAACUAACUAAUCUAUGGAUCAAGCAAUCGAUUGAUAUUGAUUGAUUGAAUGAUUGUUUGAUUGUUUGAUUGAUCCUGGUGGAUUGCAGUUAAAUCAGGAGGACUGAAAUGAAUAUCUCGUUCUACUCAUUUAUCUUCUUAGGGGGUUUCACGGGACCAAAUCUUCCUGGUAUUGGCGGACCAGCAAUGGAACUCAAGGCCGUUGGCGCUUUAAAGAUCGGUGAGUCUAUCAGCAGCAAUUAUUUUUACCCAUUAAUUUACACGUAACAUACUGUUACCAAAUGAAACUGACCUUUUUGUUCUCAGAGCUGGGCCUGAACUUGGGGCGUCCGGAUUGUAAGUCCAACAGUGGUAACCUUUUUUUAUCUGAUCACAUCGGAAUGUUUCUGCAGUUGGGUUUUGCAGAGUAAACGGCCAUUUACUUUGUUCAGAAAACCGAAAUCACACGAAAAUUGCACUCACACAAAACCUGACCUCCUGUCAGUGGAUCGUUAAGAUCCAUUAAGAUUGUAAAACACGACAUUUUCCUUAUUUUUUUAAAGGUGGAAGAAUUAUAGCAGAUGCGCACAGUCUGACAGAUCAGCUAAAUCAACAUGACCUUAUAGCAGGGAGUUCAGGGGGCCUUGUAAGGCUGCUAGCACAAAAAGUAAGAACUUCUAAGCCAGUUUUUUACUUAUUUGCAAGUUAGAUAAGUGUUUUUGCUAAUUAGCCAAUACCGCACGGGGUUGUGUGAACUGCCAGACCAUUAUGGCUCUUGAAAGACUACUCAAGCUUUGUUUGAAGUUUUUUUGAUCUUCAUAGAAGUUACAAAUUGAAUUAAAUUAAAUCACAACAUACAUGUACACGCAGACAUCCUCUGCUCACAAAUAGCUUGGCUAGUCGAGGCGGUUAGAGGAAAACAUAAACUACUUUAUAACUAGGAAGAAGAGGAAUUAAGAUAGGUCUAUAUAAAUGACAUAAGAAGAUGGGCUGAAGUUAAUACAAUACAACGGUACAAAAUAUACAAACUUAUUUAACAAGGCCUUCAAAAACGAUUGAAUCUCCAGUUUCGAAGCAAAUUUUAAACUCAUUAAAGCCAAGAUAACCUUAAUUGGCUUUUAAAUGCUUAUAAAGCUUUCUUGAACUCCUGAGCUAUGCAGCCUGUUUCUGAAGGCAGGCCCUAUUCACAUGUGGGAUCAUUGGGCCUCCGCCUGGUGUGGCGCAUAACUCUGAAUACUUAUUAUAGAUGUACUGGUUGUAUUGUAUUAUGUGAAAAUUUAAAUUUUGACAAAUCAUUGGUUCAUUUUCGUCACGAAAUCGAAACUUCCGAUGACUGCGAGUUAGACCUUAAAAUCAGAAAUUUAAAAGAUUACUCCUACGUAAAAGGGAAAAAAGAAAGUUGGGCUAUGUAAAUAAAUUCAGACGCAUUUAAUGUGCUCUGCACUCAAAAAAGAUUUUUUUUACUUGCAGGUUAAUAUUUCCCAAAGCGCUUCAAUUUCCCUCAAGGGACUUAAGGGCCUUUGUGGAAGAAGUCCCUGCCAAGCCUGUGGUGGAAGUGGAGGGAUCUUUCAAGUUCUAUCUCACUCUGGAUACAUCGCACCUAACACAGUUUCACUAAAUGCUGGAAGCAAAAGCGACGGGUGCAAGACCCACGCAGAGAAUGGUUUUCUGUACAUAAGUGGUGAGCCUGUUUUCAGAAAAUGAUUUCAUAUGACAAACCUUUCAUAGUUCCAUAGUGGUUUCUCUUAUUCUCGCAUGAAUUUCAGUCUAUCUAUCUUUUAACGAAAGGCUGCUGGAUAAGAAUCAAGAAAAGCGGUUUACGAUUUGAAGAAGGUUUAUUUGAAAUUUCCUGCAUCAACAAUUCUACUGGUUCUUUGGCAUAAUUUUUCAGAUUGGUUCAAUUUCUUUUAUGCAGGAAUAAAACAGGGAAACGUUACUUCUUUUCCCUUGAGUGAGUUCUACUGGGAACAAAGCUCUUCUUCAAUAAAAGUUACACCGUCGUCUUCAGGAAUCAUCGCGAAAAAAAGUACGAGUAAAGAUUCCUUUCUUGCUUCAGACGAAGCGAUGUCGACUUACUCAACCGUGCCAAUACUAUAUAGCCCGUCAACACACUAUCCUUGUGUUACAAUGUCUUCCGGAAAUCCAUCGGUUACUUCAACGCUGGUCUGUGAAGGUGAGACAACGUUAGUGUUCUAAUAGUAGUAUAGGAUUUCACGAAAAAUAUCGGUUUUCUUUGCCAGGAAUCUUUUAGUCGACGUCUUCAUAGCCUUUUGUCUUUAUCUCGAUCUUGUGGAUAAAAUGCGGGAGGGAGAGUAUUAAGGUAAGAUCAUGUGCUAUUUUUAGGUGGUUCAGCUGGAUUGACAGUUUUCUAGUUGUUUUUAGGUAGAGAAUGUCCUGGUUUUUGAGUGACUGGCCAGAACCUGUAAAACCGGUUGAAUCACCCAAAACUAGCACAGGACCUUAUGUUUAUGAGAUUCAACCGCAUUUUCUUCAUGAGAAAAAGACAAAAGGCUAUGACGGCAUCGGCGUUGUUGUAUUCCUAAGCGAGUUAAUAGGAUUCCUGCACAAAAAACGUAUUUUCCGGGACGCCGUAUACUACUUUUAAAAAAGCCCUUCCACAAGCUGACAAUAAUCAGGUUCACUUCAAAUCUGUCAUGUAAAUAUGAUAGUUUGCUUAAGCGACGUUUUUAGGGAACGAAGACCCUGUUCAUUUUGCGUGAAAACAUUUUCAGUUCCUCAUCCUGAAAAAGGGAAAGACAGAAUCCAAGAUUUACUUCGCCUUCAUGAUGAAAUAAAGACAUACAAGGUAAACGCUUGUUUCUGCUCUUAUCUUUUGAUUUCCACAUUUAAUUAAUAUUGACCUAAUUUAGGGCAAAAUCGAUGGAUAGCUUUUUUUGCGUGGUUUGAUUUGUCCCCGUAACUCGAAACCUUCGGCUAAUUUAUUCGCGUCUCGGGUUCAUAUCCAUCAUUAUUCACCUUCACCUGUUUGUUUGUUAUGUGCUGGAAUGGUAAUGAGUAAGCUGACUCAUUUUUCUCUUAAAGAUUGUUGCUUAGCUUUGGCAUUUUAAUUCUGUUCAUGUAGAAAAUAGCUUAAUUCUUUACAAUUUUUGUCCUUUUCAUCAUUCUUGAAGGAUAUCAUGGAUGACAUCUCCAAUCACGUUAUGAUUUCAAAGUAUAUCAGAUUGUUUAAUGAGUUGAUAGAAGCUGGAAAUCUCACCGCCGAUGCCAUUAAUAUUAGCAUUUCAUUGGUAGAAGAGCUCACUGAACUUAUAAUGCUGGAAAUGGAAGUUUCAGUGAACCAGUCUGAAAUAAAGGUAAAGUUGAACUUUGCUUAUAGAUGACAUACAUGCUGUAGCUAUUAGUAGACAAGGACUAUGAUGACCUCCUAUGCUACAAGCGAUAUACGUACAGUAUGUAUCAUCUCCAUAAAUAAUAAUAUUCCAUUUUUUUCUGGCUAAGGUUUUUGCUUGACUGUUAAUCUUGUAGAAUCAGCUGUCCACUUUGGUGACUACUGUUGAUGAAAUUCUAAACGAGAAUGAUGCUGCAGCUUGGCGCACAAGUGGAAUGGUGAGAAUUAAGAUUUUUUUGUAAUAGCCCACGUUCGAUAGUAUAUGAAAGUUCUAACAUGACCACAAAGCCUUCUGGUCAUAUUUCUAUUAAUUAUGGUUUGGUUUUAUUCGUGAUCAAGUUUAUUCUGGGAAUUACAAGACAACAGACUCGUAAAAAAUUGAAAUUUUGUCCGCAAACCCUCGGAUUCAUGUUAGAAUUCUUAUGUAUCGAAUCUGGCCUAUUUAAGCUAAAUUUCUGACAAAGAAAGUUUUCCUUUGCCAGCCACCUUGUAGAAACCAUGUCAAGUCUGUUCUGGCCGAGAUAAAAAAAAACUGUAACGUUUUUCCAGUCAGAAACUAAUAUUACCCAAGGAAAAAAAAUAGACUUUAGCUAAGGACUCAAUUGACGAGCGCUAAAAGAGCGGAGCACAAGCUCGCUUGUUUUACACGUAUUAUACUACUACAUGGGAAAUUUCUACAAUUUGAUUGGCUUAGAGCAGUGGUAUUUCAGCUUAAUUUGAAAUACCUUCAUGUGAAAAUUACAAACCUUUUGCGGGUAGUAGUAUAAACAAAUAAUAGCAUGAUUUGCAUGUGAUAUUUGGGAUAAAUACCACUCAUGAUAUUUCAAACUUGUCUUAAAUCUCACUCGCCCAACGGCUCGUGAAAUUACGUAUAGCAAGUUUGAAAUAUCACUCGAGGUAUUUAUGCCAAAUAUCACUACAAAUCAUACCAUUACCUAUACUAAUUAAUCAAUCAGAAUAUCGACAGAAUUGAUGGGAAAUUAUUAAGUUAACUUUUUUUGGUCUGUAGAUUAUGAACUUGGUGGAAGCUGUGGAAAAAACCUUGUCUUUAGCCUUAAACUUCUCAUCUUCAAUAAAUCAAAGCUUGUUGUGGGACAGAAGAAAUUUUGGUAAGAACAUUAAAGAACCGUACACUCAGAUAGUUAUGAGAAUAACCUACUGGCUAAUGAACCAGGAACUUAAAACAUGUUUAGCUUAGUCAUAAUCAUCUGACCAAAACUUUGUCAAGCCAAAGGCUCCUUUAUAUUCCGCCAGACUCAAAAGUGCGAUAUUGGUUACUGAUAAAAUUUGUCCGAAAAACAUAAUUUUACCUGUUAUUGUUUUCUUACUUUCUCUUUACAGAUAUUUUAACCAGUAUAGAAUACAUCCUUUUGGAUAAGCGUAACAUCACUAUUCCUAACUCUAAAGACCAAGACAUAUUUACCGGUUUUAUAACUUUUCAACCAAGCAACGGUGGUAUUGAGACACCUAAAACAAGCAAAGGUACUACAUCCAGUACGGAGAAUCAAAAUCGACAGCUCCACCAGAUUAUCUCAGUCUAGCAAAAUAUUUAUUUCAUAAAAUACUUUCCUAAUUAUUUGCGCCUUGACCAGCCUCGGUCAAUUAUUAGUUUCUUGAAGGGUAGUGGGGGUGACGCAGGUGUAUUAAACCUUCAAAUGGUUCAUUCAUUCUUUCAGGUCUGCAGUUUCAUCUGUACCUGUCCGAUCUGAAGGAGUUAGAGCAGUGAAAAUCAGAUUUUGAAUUAAGGAUUCAAUGUUGUUUAUCGUUUUACCAGCAUUAGUAAUUUACAUAUAAUCGAUUCAAAAAUAACUCGUUGACUUCUUAAAAAUAGAACUUUAUGUCUACGCAGGUUGCUUUAUUGUCGGCAUAGUCGUGUUUAAUAAUCUUACGACUCACUUUACAAAGAAACAUCAACCGUCAAACAACAGGUACAGUAAGAGAAAAUUUCUAGGUUAUAAUAUACUAUUUUUACCAUAUUAUUUUUAUUAAUUGUUAACAUUUAGAUGGUUCUGUGAUGUAGGCCAGAACAGUUGGAAAAAAAAGCGAUUGAUAUUUUCCAAUAAGUAGAUAAAUAAUAGCACUUCUUGGUCUAAAUAAAACAAAACUAACGUAUCAGAUCAUGAUCAUGUGUUAAAUACGCUUAGCACUAUGGGGCAUAUAUAAUUUAAAACUUUGUGUCUACAUAUCCACCUGCCCGUGAUACUCCACUAGUGAUUGGCUGAUCGAUUGAUUGAUUGAUCGAUCGAUCGAUCGAUCGAUUGUUCGAUUGAUUGAUUGAUCGAUUGAUUGAUUGAUUGAUUGAUUGAUUGAUUGAUUGAUUGAUUGAUUGAUUGAUUGAGCAAGCAAGCAAGUGAGUGUAGUUUAUUUAUCCGUACUAAAAUUUAGAUUCUACUUGCUCUGACACAGGAAAGAUGAUGGCCAACUUUUUCUCAACUCGGAAAUUAUCUCAGUGAUUGCAUCUUACGACGGCAAACCAGUUCAAAGGCUCAAGAAAGAUGCAUUGUUGACGUUCGAGAAGAAGGUUUGUAGUUUUGUGAAGUAGAGGAGUAUCGAAGUCAAAACAGUGUUGAUCAAAGAUGUCUUUUCGUUUGCACCUGUACUUGUGUGGUAUUUCUGUAUGAGAGUAAAGGUCGUGGUGUAUGAUAACCGUGUCUAGUUCUUUGUUCUACAUUAUAGACAAGUGAUGGGAAAGAGCCUCUGUGUGUCUUCUGGAAACCAGUUCCAGGGUUAGUUAUAUUUCCUACUCACUCUAUUAAUCAGAGUUGUCAAUAUACAAAACUAACACGCGAUAUUGUUACUCCGCAGUGAAAGGGAAUGGUCAUCGGAAGGUCUUUCCUUAAUAACAACUAACAAACAGCAAAUAAUUUGCUCCACCAAUCACUUAACAAGCUUUUCUGUAUUGAUGCGCUGGACCGAUGUAAAGGUACAUGUGGUAUAUAUAUAUAGUGUGUAAGCAAUAACUGUUAGCUAUAAGGAAGGUAGUGAUGGCACCUAUUCGUUUAUUACUAUCCUUUGCCACUGAUGGAAAAGAACAUUAUAAAAUUUAAAAAAAAAAGACAUUAAAUAUAUCGCUUCACUUAACAGGUCUCCCCGGGCGAUAAGUAUGCGCUGGAUGUUAUCACCUACAUUGGCAGUGGAGUAUCACUUGUUGCCCUUGCCUGUGCGAUAAUUAUAUUUUUAUGUCUGGGCAGGUAAUUAUUAUUAUAAAAGUUACUUCAGUCUUGCAUCCCGGCUGACAGACAUAGGGCCUAGGUAACAAAAAAGAAGUUGUAAGAGCAGUUGGUUUUUUUACCACUGGUAUACGAUCAUAUCCAUACCUUUUACAUGGAGGUGGGGGACCCCAGGUAGGUGAGGUAACCCGCUUAGCUGGGGUAACCCGCCUUUCCAUACAGUCGCUCAUUUUAACUUGAUCACGUUUACAUGAUAGGUGGGGUGACUCGCCACAUGUUACCUCACCUAUCUGGAGUCCCCCACCUCCAUGUAAACAGGCCCUAACUACUUGUUUAAAGUAUCCAUUUAAAAUUUUCCAUUAUGAAGUCAAUUAUAUUGUUGGAUGCAUUUCCUUUGUUAAAAGAAUUCAUUGCUAGGGUAAAUUGGUGCACCAGGUGAUGAGUGCUGUUACAUACCAUUCAUGAAGUGAUUUUAUUUUCAAGUUAUUAAUGAGUUUAAAAAUCAGAAAAAGACUGAUGUAUAUUUUGUGCUAUCAGAUCGCUGUCAGCUAUCCGAUACCGCAUUCAUCUCAAUUUGUGCAUUGCCUUAGCUGUGGCUCAAGUUGUGUUUCUUUCGGGGAUUGAAGCUUCAAGUUCACGGGUAAAUUGAGCCUUUUAUAUGGUGCCAAAUAAACUAGUAUAUAAACUUUAUCACAGCUAACUGAUUAAAUCAAUUAAUAAAUAAAUAAAUAAAGUUGUUACACGAACAAUCAAUCCACAAGGGACAAAUAGUAUAAACCCUCGGUCAUACAAGCAAAUUCGUACCCCGGCGGCUGUGGUUAAUGUUGCGAGUUAGAUGGACUGAUCCACUUUCGAUUUUUUGCAAGAGAGAGUAAUGACACAGAGGUCCUCUCUUGAUUUGGAAAGUUCAACAGCUUGCCUAUGACAAGCUGUACAAGGUAACGUUGAUACCAUGGGAGAUAGCAUUAAUGAGGACGUGUAAUUUUUAAUGAAAAUGGCUGCCAUAUCGGCCGCCACCUUGGAAUUUACAUUUUUUUUUUUCCAGUGGAUAUGCACCACAGUGGCUGUUCUUCUUCACUACCUGUACACCGCAAGCUUUACUUGGAUGUGCGCAGAAGGGUUGCACCUUUAUUUUAAGAUCGUUACUGCGUUUAAUCUGCACAGAAUAAAAAUGAUCUACUAUGUGAUCUUAGGCUGGGGUAAGUAUUAUAAAAGACGUUUGUAUUGAACCUUCUAGUCUAUAAUGAGAUCAGCAUAUGGUACUUUUAAAAAUAUCACGAGCCCAAAUAUAAGCCUAUAAACUUCAACUGAAAAGUAACUUUUGUCGUUAAAAAAAGGGGCAAAACGCGAAAGUUAGGUAAUCAGAAAACUUUGGUGCAUGAUCGCUUUUCUUUUUAUUUCCAGGAUUUCCCGUUGUUGUUGUAGGAAUAUCUGCCACUACCAGGAUCAAAGGAUACGGUGCAACAGACGUGUAGGACUGUAUUUCUCUCCUUACAUCUUUUGUUCUAAUUUGCAAUUAACUGUGUUAGGCUCACUAUCUAUAGGGUUACCUGUGCACGCUGGUCUACGAAUUACCCCACCCCCCACCUCCUUCUGGGUGAGGGGUACUGAACAAAUUUCUAUGAGGGAAGACUCCGCCCAGAUGUGCAACCCCUUACCCUUUUAUAAACCAUUUUUGACAAAAAAGGUACCUACCCCUUUCGUAAUGCUUUCUAUUGACAACUACUUAGCUUAGAACGCUUCAUUCCUUUUUACCGCUGUAAAAGCGUUGUCUUUUUAAUAUUAAUAAAUCACUAAAUCAGGACGUUUUCAUGACUUUUUCACAGCCAUAAAAUGCGUCUGUUUUUAGAGCUCUUUUAGAUUCUUUUACACAUUGAAGUGACAGAUUUCCCUAUCCUUUCAUAUACUUCAACUAGCAGAAUUCCUACCCGUUCAUGUACCGGAGACCUGAAAAGGUAUAGGAUCGUAUAGGAAAUAUUCCCCGGAAUUUGCUUUGCCGGCUUUCGAGAAUACGGCAAAUUCAGAAUUUGAGGCAAAGAAAGGGAUUGAUUACAUUAUUAUAUUGCAAGUCUUAAUUUAAGCUGUAACGAAAGAUGUGGUUUUGGUUAUGGUUUCAGGUGCUGGUUGUCCUUAAAAAAAGGAUUUAUUUGGUCGUUUAUUGGACCAGUCAUGGGAAUAAUCGCGGUGAGAGACAACUUCAGACAACAUUCCUCUCAUCGACAUUAAUGCUAUCUUCCGUUAUUUGACUCUAACGAUAUUUAUUUCCAAUUUUUAGUUUAAUUUGUUAAUACUGGGACUGAUUAUUAAAACCUUGGUGUCUUUGUCAAACGUGGCUGAAUCUGAUCCUCGAGAAAAUAGAGCGAGGUGAGAAUUGUUCAUAGCUUCUGAAUUUUAAGUUUGAGUCUUGGAUGCGUCGCCAUUAUUAACGACGAAUCUGGAAAUGGUCUCAACAGCUGCAUUACAUAAAUAAUAAAAUUUGUUAUGACCAGUGUUUAUUGACAUCAGAAGUGCCAUAACAGCGUUAUGGCUUCAUGAGCAAAAUCAAAUAAUUAUUAUUUUCCUUUUAAAGUAAUAAUUUACACAAACUUGGUCACAGGACUCCAAGCCCUUACUUCUCAAGGCACAGGAUCGUCCUGCAAAUAGGAAAAGUGCCGUUGGUCCGUACAAAAAUUUUGCCGUUGAUUAAAAUUAACUGGUCUCAGAUACGCAAAAUCCAUUUAGUGAACGCCUCUUCUGUUCUCAGCGACAGGUUUUGUCAAGCUUUCCUAGGUGCCUUUAAUCCCUUUUCCCACAGAUUUUUGUUUGUUUUUCUUUUCAAAUAUUUUAUCUGAGUAACAAAGAUCGUUAACCUUAUAGCACCUCUUGUGAUACAUGUUUAAGGACAAUCCAUCAGUUCUGGAGUUACUGUUCAUUACCAAUUUAUUUUACCAACGACUCUCAAAAACGUAGAACAACAGGAUUACAAAGCAUAUUUUGGAUCCGUAUUAGCCAAUCUGAUUUUAUUCUGUUCUUCAGAUCUGGUGUUAAGGCAGCGCUGAUGUUGAUGCCUUUACUUGGGACCACAUGGGUACUUGGGCUUUUAAGCGUUAAUUCUGACACCGUCGUGUUCCAAUACUUGUUUGCUAUUGUCAAUUCCUUGCAAGUAAGUUCGGCAAGUGGUGCAUGUGCCCAAAUCAUAAUGGUUAUUUAUGAAACAAUUUACCUGAGCGCAGCGUCUCUAAGUUUGCAGCAAAAUUGCAGUUUUGUCUAUCUGUGUCUAAUUUUAGCAGAGUUGUGCGAUUAUGUUUAGCAAGCGGAGCAUACUUGUACCCAUCACAAAAACCAUACAUGAGACGGUUUUUCUAUUCGUCUCAGAGUUUGCGGAGCUGUGCAAACAUUUUUAGCAGUGAAUCAUGUACAUAUUAAAACUACAGUCUGUCUUUCAGUUUUCAAGUUUUGUACAAUUGUGGAAGUAGAUUUGGUAACUGGGCAAUGUAUACCCAUCAAAAAAACUAAAUGAGACAGUUUGUCCAUCCCUCUCCAAGUUUGCAGAGUUGUGCAAGUAGUUUUAGGGGGGGGGGAUUGGAGGAUGUACCCAUCGUAAUGAUCAAACCAUAAAUGAGAGUCUCAAUGGCGUUAACCGUCAGCCGUCAAAAAAGUUUAUUUUUUACCGUCAACCGUCAAGAAUGCAGAUUGAUACCGUAAAAAAAUUUCCAGGUAUUUCAAUCUUGCUUUUUUUUUCCUAUUUCAGCUGAUCGUCAUGGUUUACUGGCUCCUGAAGAAUCCAGCUCCAAACUGGAAAACCAGUUCCCAUGUUCUCAAAAGCACUCCUUCUAGACAUUACAAGACCUUAGAACUUGCUUAUAUCUGAAAAUUCUUCCAAAUUUUAUUUGUGGCAGGCAGGGACAACCUUUAAAACACAACAGUUAAUAUGAAUUUAUACAGAAGUCAAUAUUUACUAAAAUUCUUUGACCACAUUUUCCCUUAACAAACGUCAACCGUCAAAAGCUCUAAAAUUUAACCGUCAACCGUGUCCAAGCUGCCAAUCCAUUGAUACGUUCGAAUAGGCCGAAAAAUGUUUAUCCGUCUCUAUUUUUGCCGAGUAAAUUUUUUGCACCUGUGUAUUAAAGUUGUAUUGUUUCAGUUUAAGCCUAAAUACGAUAGCUUAGAACUUAUCACUGAACAAAUAUACGGCAUUGACGUUGUUUUUUUUUUUAUUUUGUUUUCUCUUUUUUGUGUCCAGGGCCUCUUUAUCUUUACUUGCCAUUGUGUUGGAAACUCUGAGGUAAAACGCCUCGAUGACCUAAAAUAGAUCAACUCUGCUCAUGAUAUUUCACUUCGUCCCAGAUUACUUUGUUUUAUUUUUAAAAGGCGAAGAUAAAUAGAUGAAAUAUUUUCAAAAUUUCGAUCCUGAUAUUAUUAUUUUAAUCCAUAAUUGGGGUUGAAUUGUUUGUUUUUAUUUAAAAUUCAAAGUCAACUUCAGAAAUGUUAGCGAAUUUGUUUGAACCUUCGACAACUCAUCGCCUUGUUUUCAUUUGUUUUCAAACUUUUUCAUGUAAUUUAAAUAGGUGCUGAAUUUACAAGCCGUUUAUGUAGAACUUUUUUCAAAACUGAAAAAAACAGACAUUCGGCGGCAAAACUGAAACAAAAAUGAAAGCAUGUUUAACGUCGCGAGAGGUUCCUUGAAAGUUUUAGAAAUGCUGUUUUCACAGUACCACGAUUCAGGACGAUUCCGGCGUACUCUUUUUCGUGUUUUCAGGGGCCAUGUCCUCUUUGAAGUAUUUAUUUCUUUUUUGGGGUUGUUUCUCCGUUUUGUUUGGUUUGAUUGCCAUUUUUGGGCCGUGUUCACAGGAUUUGAGGUUUUAUGUCUCUUCAUUAGUUCAGUUCAAAACAAGGAAGAACCUCCGGCUCACAACCCUGUUUGUUUUAACUCUUCAAAAAUGACAAUGAAUGGUUUUGAAGGGAUUGUAGAAAACCAAAGAGAUUUGACGAUAGUUGUUACGUAGAUGCGAAACAAUAUCGGUUUUCCUAAAUACCUCGCUUCGUUAACCAAUCAGAAUGCGAGAUUUUACUUAAUUAUGCGAUUCUAUUUAAAAUUGAUUUCUUAAAGUGUUAGCUUUGUACCCAGCUCAUCACCUGUGGUUCUUUUAUCAUUUAGGUGCGCAUGGCCUUAACUAAACUGAAAAACAGACAUUCUACAAAAAUAGCCUUUUCUCGAGAGGUAGGUUUACAGAGUAUU